Carassius gibelio (silver crucian carp) is the source of this 2466-nucleotide messenger RNA. Its product is annotated as Bardet-Biedl syndrome 10 protein. The transcript has 3 exons. Lineage: Eukaryota; Metazoa; Chordata; Actinopteri; Cypriniformes; Cyprinidae. The record is from RefSeq and is a predicted model, not a curated record. The coding region runs from base 100 to 1857 and encodes 585 amino acids. Gene Ontology annotation, biological process: chaperone-mediated protein complex assembly. Gene Ontology annotation, molecular function: ATP binding.
GUAUAUUCCGUCAUGUUUACAGGAAGAAAGCUCACAUGAGAGAAGAAGUGCGUCGCCUGGAUACUGCACGAAGCUUGAGGAUGUUCAACAGAUUAGAAGAUGCAGGAGGAGUGUGUGUCUCUGCAGGUGUGUGUCAGUGUAGUUGGAGCUCUGGAGUGUGUUGUCCGCCGGUGUCUCGGUCCAGACGGUGGAAGUGUUCUGUUCACACGAGACACAGGAGAAACUCUCAUCAGCAGACACGGACAACGCCUUCUCAGCACACUCCAGCUGCAGCACCCCAUGGCCAGGAUGGUGUUGGACUGUGUGUGUGCACAUGCUAAAGCUACUGGAGACGGCACAAAAUCAUUCCUUCUCCUGCUGGCCGCGCUGUUACGAGGAAUUCAGGACUCACACAUGCAGCACAUAGGAUCUCGGAGCAUCCCUAGUUUUCAAAAUCUUGCUAAUCGCCUGUUGGCAGUGAGCAGGAAGGAGUUGGAAGAGGUCGUAACACACAAACUCACCCCAUAUGCCUCAAUGUACUGUAGUCACCGUAGUUACAGACUGGAGGGCAGCAUUCUUGAUUUGUUGAUCGGCGGGUUUAUUUCUGGAAGAGUGGGGAUCGGCCAGGCGGAUGUACUGAAACGAGUUCUGUGCGAGUUCUACCACAAAGUCAGUCAAGAUCAAAAUGCAGUAGAAACGAUCUCAUUCAUACAGUCACACUUCUCUUUUCUACAUACGGCCGUGACAGGACUUCCUACUGCCUGCUCAGAGGUGAUUGAAGGCCUGGUUGUGACUUGUGAUUGGUCAGCGUGGACUGAACUGCAAGGACCAAUAAAAGCAUUAAUUGUAUAUGAGAGUUUUGGAGCUUCCUUUGUCACUGUAGGUGAAAACAUAUCCGUGUGCAUUCAAAAGGACUAUCUGCACCGCUCGGAGAGCAUCAUGAAGCAAAAGUUAGCAACUUUAUUGGACUUACAGGUGCAUGUGGUGCUGUCCUCCGUGAAGCAGCCAGAAAGAGUGUCACAGUGGGCUCGACUGAACCAUGUUUCUUUACUUGAGUGUGUCGAUUCAGCCCAGCUGGAUUUUCUUUCACACAUCUGCGCUGCAGAAACACUCUCUCAUCCACCGCUUCAACACCUUGUGAUGCUCAAGUACUGUAGACGUGUGCAACUCGGCGGGCAUCGCUAUGCCUGUCUGGGAACGUUUUUGCACAUGCACACGCUUGUUCUUUGUGCCCCAGCGCCGGGAUUUCUUGACCAGAUUGUGUGUGUGAGCCAAGGUGUGUUUGCAAUGCUGCAACAUCUAUCUCAAAGCUUUUGUCAGACACUGGCAUCUGACCAAUCACAGAGUCCUUCUUUGGACCAGUCACAAAGUGUGCUUUCAUCGCAAGACCUUUGGGGUGGUAUUCUGCGUGCAGGUGGAGUGCUUCCUGUUGGCGGCAUGUUUGAGUUCUUGCUACAUCAUUUUUUGUUGAACGAACGUAACUCUUGUGACCCAGAGAGCUGUAGGCUGCUGGCAGAGGCUUUGUUGUGCUUGCCUAGAACGUUGUAUUCUCACAAUCACAGACGGUUUCUGAAUAUCCAGACACGUUUCUUGGAUGAUCUUAAGCAAUGGGAAAAGACCAAAGAGCAAAGGUCAGAAAUGCCUGAGUUGAAGUUUGGUUUCGGCGAGAGUUCUGUACCGUGUCUUGAGUCGGUCAGUGGGAAGAAGCAGCUGGUUGUUUCUGUCCUGCAGUGUUUGCACAGACUCUUAUGUGUAGGGGCUAUUUUACACACACGCUCUCCAUUACGCACCGGCCCUCAAACACACUCUGAGGAGGAUGAGGAUGAGGAGGAAGAGAAGCUGAAGCGUUCAAAUUCUACUCCGUCAACGGAGGGCUGAUCUGUUUACAGUGGCCCUAAAAAGAUUCUAUUCUCAAGUCAUGCAUGUCUGAAUGUCAAAGCAUUGAAUAAAAAAUAUAAACCAGAGUUGCAUCUGCAAACAAAUGCUUCUCUCAAAAAGCCAUGUUUUGUUUUUAGUUCAUGUAUGACGUCAGUACCUCUCAAGUUCACAAAUCUGUCCUUGCAGAAUAAACCACUUUAGUAGAUCAUCAUAUUAAUUACAUUUAAAGCCUACUUUCCUUUUUCAUUUAUUUUUCUUUUAAAAUAAAAGCCACUUGCUUUGAUGUUUUUAUAUAAAAAAGACAUUCAGGCAUGUUUGAGAGUCCACAUACUUGUUUGAUGUAAUAUAUAUUUAUCUAUUGUAUAUAAAAUUCAGUAAUUGUUGUAAUACCUUCAUAGAAUAUACACAUUGUUUUGAAUUUUUAAAUAUAGAUUCUAAAUGCAGUGUAAUUUUCUAGAAACAAAUAUUAGGCAUAUUUGUAAUACAGUUAUAUUUGCAGUUAACAUUUAUAAUUAGUUUUACAAAAAAAAGUUGUUAUUGUUGUCUGAUGUUUCUGAAAUUUUUUUCUUUUUUAGAGCUUGAAAUUUAGUAAGUCAAUAAAAGUAGUAC